CAGUAUAAUUCGAUGGGUUCAGCGUGUCGUUCAGUCGCAUAGGAUAUACGCAUGUCAUGUGGUCUCUCGUUUUUUCUCAAACGUCUGAUCGUUUCUAGAAAUACGAGUAAGCGUGUGUUUCUGUUGAGUAAAAUGAAGAGAUCGACGCAGAACACGCCCGAGAAAGAACGGGAGACGAGUCAGCAAGGUGCUGCGGCCGCAAAUUCGCCGAACAGAUCGCCUCCAGCUGAUCGAUCGCUGCUUAACCCUAACAUCAACUUAGGUCUCCACGAAGGCACGAUGGAGGAAACAACCGGCAACGAUGAGCAUCGUCGAGUCGAGUAUCUGGAGAAUUCCAUCAAAUCGGAGAUGGACAAGAAGACAUACAGAGUCAUCAGACUACAGAAUGGUUUGAUAGCUUUGCUAAUAUCUGAUGUACAUGCAGAAUCAAGCUUUCAAGAUAAAGAUGAUGAAGAAGAUGAUGAAAGUUACGAAGAAGACAAGGAGGAUGAAGGAGAUGAAGAAGAUGAGGAGGAAGAAGGAGACGAGGAAGACGAAGAUGACGAUAUGUACGAAGGUGAUGAUGAGGAAGAAGGUCCAUUCGAUGACGAGGAGGAAGGUGCAUUUGAUGACGAGGACGAAGAUAAAUUUGAUAAAGAUGAUGCUCCGCGAGCCAAACGAAUCAAGAGAUCAGAAAAGAUGGCAGCAUGUGCUAUGAGCGUGGGAGUGGGCACUUUCAGCGACCCGCCGGAAAUAGACGGCUUGGCGCACUUUCUCGAGCAUAUGAUUUUCAUGGGGUCGGAAAAGUAUCCAAAGGAGAACGACUUCGACGCUUACAUUAGCAAAUACGGCGGAUAUUCUAACGCGGUAACGGGGCUCGAGCAGACAACGUUUCACUUUUGCAUACAGCAGAAACACUUUCUGUCGGCCCUCGAUCGUUUCGCUCAGUUCUUCAUCAAGCCCCUGAUGAAGAAGGACGCGAUCAAACGCGAGCGGGAAGCUGUAGAAAGUGAGUUUCAGAUUGCCCUGUCCGCCGACAGUAACAGAAAGGUACAGCUGCAGUGCAGCUUCGCAUACGACGGUCAUCCGGUCAGGAAGUUCGGCUGGGGUAAUCUGUCGACGUUGCGCGACAAUGUGAGCAAGGACAAACUGUACCAGGAGCUGCACAAUUUCCGGGAACGCCAUUACAGCGCUCACAGAAUGAGAUUAGCUAUACAGGCAAAAUUACCACUGGACACAUUGGAAGACUACGUAACCAAGUGCUUCGCGGAUAUACCGAAUAACGCGCUGCUGCCUGACGAUUUUGCCGAGUUCAAAGGCGUCAAGUCGUUCGAUACCGCGGCUUUCCCGAAAAUGUACAAAGUCAAACCUAUCAAAGACUUCUGCAGGGUUGACUUGACAUGGGUGAUGCCUUCAUCGCUGGAACACUAUAAGACUAAACCUCACGAGUACUUGUCGUCGAUAAUCGGCGCUUACGGUAAAGGUUCCUUGAUGAGUUAUCUGUGCAAGAAGCUGUGGUGCAUCGACAUCUGUUGCAACAAUAACGACGAUUUCGGUGACACCUCCCUGUACAGCAUGUUCUGCUUGAAACUGUGGCUGACCGAUAAGGGGUACGAAAACUUGGAGGACGUGUUGGCUGCCGUGUUCUCCUUCAUCAAUCUGGUUAAGAGGGAGGGCCCGCAGAAGAGGUUUUACGAGGAACUUCAGCAAAUCGAACAGACCAACUUCAGGUUUUUAGAGGAACAGGAUGCCGAGGAUUACGUGGUGGACAUGUCCGAGAAUAUGUUCUUUUACCCGCCGCGUGACUACAUUACUGGCGACAGCCUCUUCUUCGAGUAUGACGCGGAUGCGAUACAAAUGUGUAUGGACUGCCUGGUGCCGGACAAGGUGAACAUCAUUGUCUACGACAAGAACUACAACGAACAGCAGUUCGACAAGAUCGAGCCCUGGUUCAAGACCAAGUAUAUGGAGAAAGAGAUACCGUCGAAGUGGACCGAGCGUUGGAAAGACAUCGAACCGUUUCCGGAUUUUCAUCUGCCCCUGUCAAACAUGUUCCUCGUCGACGACUUCUCCAUGAUAUCUUUGCCAGCGAAAGUGCCUCACUAUCCCGAGAUAGCUUACCGUGAUGCAAUGUUAGAGAUCUGGUACCGACCGGACUGCACGUUCGGCCUGCCGGAGUGUUACAUGUCCUUGUAUUUCAUCUCUGAUGUGCCGUACGCGACGGUAAAGAACGCGGCUCUCAUGGACCUGUACGUCAUGAUAUUGAGCCAAUUAAUGAGGGAAAAUCUGCAUCCCGCUGCGGUGGUGGGAUAUACUCACCAGAUCAUGUCUCUCGAGAACGGUGCAGUAUUGCAUAUAAACGGAUUCAACGAGAAACUGCCGCUCUUAUUAACGCUCACCGCCGAACACAUGGUGAACUUUCCCAAUAUCGUCACGAAGGACAUGUUCAAAGUUAUGAGGACACACCUGGCCAAGCACUACUACAAUGCAAUCGUGAAGCCCAAGAACCUCUCCACCUCCGUGAGAGUGGCGAUAUUGAUGAAAGUCUAUAUGACCGACCUCGAGAAGCACAGCGCCCUACAGGACGUCAGCUUCGACGAUCUGCUGGAGUUCGUCAGGUCCUACACGAGUCAGCUGUACAUCCAGUGCCUGGUGCAAGGUAACAUGACGCAGGCGUACGUGGUCGAGAAGAUCCGAGAGUGCUUCGAGAUAUUGCAAUGCAAGCCGUUGCCGAGCGAGCUGAGGCCGCGGCCGAGAGUCAUGAAGAUACCGUUGGGUGUGCGCUGCUGCAAAGUGCGGAACCUGAACACCACUGACGUGAACUCCGUGGUGCUGAAUUACUAUCAGAUCGGCGUCGAGUCGGACAAAGAGAAAGCGAUGAUCAAUCUGCUGUUGUUGAUGAUGGCGGAGCCGAUGUUCGAUCAGCUCAGAACCAAAGAACAGCUCGGAUACGACAUCCACUGCAGCUCCAAGAACACCAAUGGGAUCUUGGGUUUUAGCAUCAAGGCGGUCACGCAGGCGGACAAGUACACGACGGAAUACGUGGACGUACGGAUCGAGGAAUUCAUCAAGUCGUUCGCCGAGACCAUCGAGAAGACCACGGAGGACGAGCUGAACAGUUUCAAGGAGACGCUGAAGAAAAAGAAGCUGUGCGCCGACGUUCACCUGAAGCAAGAAUUCGACCGGAACUGGGACGAGAUCGAGAAUGAGGAUUACAUGUUCGACAUGCUCGAGCGAGAGGUGGUAGCGUUGCAGACCAUAACGCUCGGCGAGCUGAAGGACUGGUACGCAGCAUACACGCAGAACGGGCCGAGCUGUCGCAAGCUGAGCGUGCACGUGGUCGGACGUGCUUCGAAUGAAGCGACACCAGUCGCGGAAGCCUGCAUAAACGGCCCGAAGCAUAUCGAGGCUGCGAUGUUCAACGGUGUCGAGAAGCAUCACUGGAAGACGAAACACAUCUUAGAAUAUGUACCUGAUGAACAAUCGGACGAGAAUAGGCGAGACAAUUCCAUCGCUAACAUAGAGGAUUUCAAGAGACAGCUUGAUAGCUAUCCAGCGAAACCCAUUAACCCUUUCGGUACGAGCGCCUGAUGUAUCCGACAUCCAUGUGACAUCCUGUAUGCACGAGCGCCAUCUAUAGUGUACGAGAGCCGGGUAUAUCCGGCAUCCAUCUGAUGUGUGCACGAGCGCCGGAUAUAUCCGGCAUACAUGUGACAUCCUGUAUGCACGAGCGCCAUCUAUAGUUGGUAACAGAGUAUUCUAUCUUACUGACGUAUUAGAUUAAAUACAGUUCUCAUUUAACGCUUAGGAAAAUCUUCAGACAAAAGAGGACUGACUAUGCGCUAUGUGUGCAUUUUCGGAGCGGCGCCUCGUAUAGCGGGAGUGUCACGGCAGACAGAGCGCUCGUACCGAAAGGGUUAACGUGAAACUCUAGUUUCUCUCUGCUCAUCAGGGUGGUUGGAUCCGUAAACCUAAUUGUAAUAAUUCUAUUGAUUACGGUAAUUUUAUUUGCGGCAAUUUUCUUGAGAAUCUUCAAAUUUUUAGAGCAUGUUGAUCGAAACACGAGCUACACCCUUGUACGUUAGGAAGAAAAAUUAACCAUACCGAAACUGAGAUAACAGAGGUCAAAUUACGCGUAUAUUAUUUAUAUGUUUCACAAAAAUACGAAAAUUUUUCCCGAUAUGACGUUUGUAGUUUUAACGACCAAAUUAUUCUUACGGUUUUAAUGAUGAGUAUUAAUAUUCUCCUGCUAUAAUGUCCAAGCUGUGUAUCAUAGAUUAUGUUUAUAAAUAUUUAGCACAGAUUUUUUGAGCUUCGUGUUGUAUUAAUAUUUUGCGGUCCGCUGACGAUAUAGUGGUGUUGCGAUGAGAGAACAUUAAUAUUAACGAUACACACAUACCUAUAUGAUUGAACGUAAAUAUACGCGGAUAAAAAUAAAAGCGAAAUAUGCAACGUGCCAGCAACAAUACAAGAAUUGCAAACAUGAUGAAAACACCGCUGUGUAAUUAUAAAAAAAAUCCUUUUAUAUCGAUGUUAAUUUACAAUCAAAAAAAGUAUGAAUUACAGGCUCAGUUUACUCGAGUAAAAUAGCGCGAUAACUCCGUAGCGCGGACCAUAAAAUGUUAACUGUUACCUUUCUAACAAUAUUGUUACGGACCAGCUACCUUUGAAUCUUCGAUGCUAAACGGCCGCGUAAACGAUUAUAUGAUGGAACAAGGGUACUAUGAACAGGCAUGUGCAAGUGUAUCUCUUUAGGACUAACUGCCACUGUUUGUUUCUUCUCUUAGUAAGUCAGAUUAUUGUAACGAUUAUGCUUCCGGGGACAUUUUGCACACAGCGAAGCGAGUAUAUUUAAAUUAAGUUUUUCAAAUUAUAUAAGCAACAAUAAAUUUUACACAACAGAUAUACUUGAUCUAUUUCGUAUUGUUAUACAUCGUGUUAGUAUUAUUAGUCUAUAAAUAUUGAAAUAUAGAAUACACGGUCUGUCCCAAAACA
Dinoponera quadriceps is the source of this 4974-nucleotide messenger RNA. RefSeq names its product nardilysin-like. The transcript has 14 exons. Gene Ontology annotation, biological process: proteolysis. Gene Ontology annotation, molecular function: metalloendopeptidase activity; metal ion binding. Lineage: Eukaryota; Metazoa; Arthropoda; Insecta; Hymenoptera; Formicidae. Bases 52 to 3570 code for a protein of 1172 amino acids. The record is from RefSeq and is a predicted model, not a curated record.